AUGGCGAGCUGCAAUGGCGCUGCCCCCGCCAGCAAGAGCCAAAUCACUAUCGCAACGACCAACGCCACCGCCACGACCAAGGCUCUCCAGAAGUUCUUCGUCGAGGACGCCAAGCAGAACAAGAACAGCGGCUACUUCAAGGUCCUGAACGACUCGUCGGCGGACAAUGAAGAGCGCGGUGCGGGUGCCAUCGCGUCCGGUCAAGGACCUCGUGCUGGAGCUGGCACCACGGUGGUGUCAAGUGGCACUGGCUCAAGCCAAACGGUCACGGUGACCAUCUACAACAACAACGGACUGUGGCAGCGCUUCCAGCGGUGGUGGGACCGACUGUUCAACAUUAAGUCGAGUUCCACUCGCCGACUUCGAUAA
Molecule: messenger RNA, 369 nt
Organism: Phytophthora sojae
Lineage: Eukaryota; Oomycota; Peronosporomycetes; Peronosporales; Peronosporaceae
Exons: 1
Coding region: 1-369 (122 amino acids)
Source: RefSeq, a predicted model, not a curated record